Messenger RNA from Esox lucius (northern pike), 5038 nucleotides. It is a transcript of the gene dnmt1, whose product is annotated as DNA (cytosine-5-)-methyltransferase 1. Lineage: Eukaryota; Metazoa; Chordata; Actinopteri; Esociformes; Esocidae. The coding region runs from base 154 to 4731 and encodes 1525 amino acids. The record is from RefSeq and is a predicted model, not a curated record. The transcript is spliced from 34 exons. Gene Ontology annotation, cellular component: nucleus. Gene Ontology annotation, molecular function: zinc ion binding; chromatin binding; DNA (cytosine-5-)-methyltransferase activity.
CCUGAACUGCAUGAUAUAGCCAGUCUACAGCAGUUGCCACACUCGCACUGUUGUUCAGAAAUUUUAUCACAUUGUUUUAACGAUUGUUUGUUUUAUUUUCUUGCUUUUAUCUACACGAGUUUUAUAUUUUAGUUUAUCACGCUUACAUUUAAAAUGCCAGCCAAGACUUCCUUGUCUCUGCCGGAGGAUGUCAGGAAAAGGCUGCAGGUGUUGGAAAAGGAUGCAGAUGGGAUCUCGGAUGAGGAGUGUGUCAAAGAAAAGGUCAAGCUGCUGCAGGACUUCCUUCAUGCAGAUGCUCAGGACCAACUCAACAACUUAGAAGCCAAGAUGAGAAGUUCUGAGAUCUCUAUGGAUGGCUACCUCUCUAAGGUGAAGGCCUUAUUGGGACGUGAGCUGCAUGUGGAGAACGGCUUGCACGUGGAUGGUGUGGAGCAGAAUGGCAAAACCAAUGGCUCUACAGAAAAUGGCAAGGAAGAAAGACAAGAGGAAACCAUGGAUGUCCAAGAUGAAGCUGAUGUCCUCAAGUCUCCUUCUGCCCCCAAAAGCAAAGGAGUACGGAAGAGCAAGUCAGACUCUGAGCCUAAGAAAUCUCCUGGAUCCAGAGUCACAAGGACCUCUGCCUCUGGGAACCAACCCACCAUCUUAUCAAUGUUCUCCAAAGUUCAAAAGCGCAAGUCUGAUGAGGUGAAUGGGGAGGCUACCAAUGGGGCAGCAGAGGAUAAAGUAGAAGAGCAGGACACUGAGGAGUUAGAGGAGACCCAGGAAGAAAAGCGUCUUAAAGUGGAGUCUGAUGACAAGCCUGUUGCACAGGACGUGACUAUGGGGAAAACAAAGCCGGUGGCUGCACCUAAGACUCCGCCCCCUAAAUGUCCAGACUGCAGGCAGUAUCUGGACGAUUCAGACCUUAAGUUAUUCCAAGGAGAUCCCGAUAAUGCACUGGACGAGCCGGAAAUGUUAACAGACGAGCGACUUUCCCUCUUCGACUCAAACGAAGAUGGUUUUGAGAACUAUGAAGAACUACCCCAGCACAAGAUUACCAACUUCUGUGUCUAUGACAAGCGCGGCCACCUGUGUCCAUUUGACUCGGGGCUCAUUGAGAAGAAUGUAGAGCUGUACUUCAGCUGUGCAGUCAAGCCUAUCUAUGAUGACAACCCCUGCAUGGACGGUGGUGUCCCUGCCAAAAAGCUUGGUCCCAUCAACGCCUGGUGGAUCACUGGUUUUGAUGGCGGAGAGAAGGCCUUAAUUGGAUUCACUACAGCCUUUGCUGACUACAUCCUGAUGGACCCCAGUGAGGAGUAUGCCCCCAUCUUUGCUGUGAUGCAGGAGAAGAUCUACAUGAGCAAGAUGGUGGUGGAGUUUCUUCAGAAGAACCCCGAUGUUAGCUAUGAAGACCUCCUGAACAAGAUUGAGACCACAGUGCCUCCUGCUGGCCUGAACUUCAACCGCUUCACGGAGGACACGCUACUGCGCCACGCCCAGUUUGUAGUAGAGCAGGUGGAGAGCUACGAUGAGGCUGGGGAUUCUGACGAGCAGCCUAUCAUCGUUACCCCCUGCAUGAGGGAUCUGAUCAAGCUGGCCGGGGUCACCCUAGGGAAGAGGAGAGCUGCCAGAAGACAGGCCAUCCGCCACCCUACCAAGAUUGAGAAGGACAGCAAAGGCGGGCCCACAAGAGCCACCACCACCAAGCUGGUCUACCAGAUUUUUGACACUUUCUUCUCUGACCAGAUUGACCAGAAUGAGAAGGAUGGCGGUAUCAAACGCCAGCGCUGUGGCGUCUGUGAGGUUUGCCAGGCUCCUGACUGUGGCAACUGCACAGCCUGUAAGGACAUGAUCAAGUUUGGGGGUAGCGGCCGCAGCAAGCAGGCUUGCCAGAAAAGGAGAUGCCCCAAUCUGGCAGUGAAGGAGGCUGAGGAUGAUGAGACCAUAAUAGAAGAGGAAGAGUUAUUGCCUGUACUGAAGGCACCUCCAAAGAAGGUGUCCAAGGCCAAGACUAAGAAGCAGAGCAAUGGCAAGCUUACCUGGGUUGGAGAGUCUGUGAAGACUGUUGGGAAGAAGCAGUACUACAUGAAGGUGCGUGUGGACAAUGAGGUGCUGGAGGUGGGAGACUGUGUUUCUGUCAGCUCUGACGAGCCGACGGUUCCACUCUACCUGGCCAGGAUCACAUCCCUGUGGGAAGACAACCAUGGGAAGUGGUUCCAUGCCCACUGGUUCUGCCGUGGCACAGAGACUGUGCUGGGAGAGUCUUCAGACCCUUUAGAGUUGUUCCUGGUCGACGACUGUGAGGACAUGCAGCUGAGCUACGUAGAGGGCAAGGUCAAUGUCAUGUACAAGGCCCCCUCAAACAACUGGUUCAUGGAGGGUGGUAUGGUCGAUGACAUCAAGGUGAUAAACGAUGACAACGGGAAGAAUUUCUUCUACCAGCUGUGGUACGAAGGCGAUUGUGCCCGCUUCGAGACCCCCCCUACCUUCAAUCCCCCAGAGGACUGCCAGUACAAGUUCUGUGCCAGCUGUGUCAGGGCUGAGGAGAGGGAGGAGAUGGCAACGCCCCGGGUUUUGGAACCCAUAGAGGAUGAGGACCACGACUCCAAGGCCUUUUAUGCUCUGGCCUGCCUGAAGGGAGAACAGUUCAGGGUGGGAGAUGGUGUCUACCUGCCCCCUGACGCGUUCAACUUCAGUGUGAAGGCUGCCAGUCCAGUGAAGCGUUCCCACAGGAAGGACGAUGUGGAUGAGGAGUUGUACCCAGAGUACUACAGGAAGCACUCGGACUACAUCAAAGGGUCCAACCUGGAUGCCCCCGAGCCGUUCAGAGUUGGACGCAUCAAGGAGAUCUUCUGCUCCCGACGCAGCAAUGGAAAGGCGGAUAUGUCUGAAGUCAAACUCCGCCUGUACAAGUUCUACAGGCCUGAGAACACUCACAAGGGGGCCAAGGCAGGUUACCACACAGACAUCAACAUGCUGUAUUGGAGCGACGAGGAGGUCACGGUCAGCAUGUCCGAUGUGCUGGGCCGCUGCCGUGUGGAAUACGGCGAGGACCUAAAUGAGACCGUUCAGGAUUACUCCUCAGGUGGACCUGACCGAUUCUAUUUCCUAGAGGCUUACAAUGCCAAGUCCAAGAGCUUCGAGGAUCCUCCGAAUCACGCUCGCUCUGCGGUGAAGAAGGGCAAGGGCAAAGGCAAGGGGAAAGGUAAAGGCAAAGGCAAGUCUUGCGCUGCCCAGGAAACUCCAGACCAGGAGCCCCAGGUCCCCAAGGUCCCCAAGCUGCGUACCCUGGAUGUGUUCUCUGGCUGCGGGGGGCUGUCUGAGGGCUUCCACCAAGCUGGUAUUGCUGAGACUCUGUGGGCCAUCGAGAUGUGGGACCCAGCCGCACAGGCCUUCAGGCUGAACAACCCUGGCACCACAGUGUUCACAGAGGACUGCAAUGUCCUGCUGAAGCUGGUGAUGUCAGGGGAGAAGACCAACUCCCUGGGACAGAAACUGCCCCAGAAAGGAGAUGUGGAGAUGCUGUGCGGAGGUCCUCCCUGUCAAGGAUUCAGUGGCAUGAACCGCUUCAAUUCCAGAACCUACUCAAAGUUCAAAAACUCUCUGGUGGUCUCUUAUCUCAGUUACUGCGACUACUACCGACCCAAGUUCUUCUUGCUUGAGAACGUUAGGAACUUCGUCUCCUUCAAAAGUUCCAUGGUCCUGAAACUGACUCUUCGCUGUCUUGUCCGCAUGGGUUAUCAGUGUACCUUCGGAGUCCUUCAGGCAGGGCAGUACGGCGUGGCCCAAACACGACGCAGGGCCAUCGUGCUGGCGUCAGCCCCCGGGGAGAAGCUGCCUCGCUACCCAGAGCCCCUGCACGUGUUCGCUCCCCGGGCAUGCUCCCUCAGCGUGGUGGUGGAUGACAAGAAGUACUUUAGCAAUGUGACACGAGGUAACGGUGGAGUGUACCGGACAAUCACCGUAAGGGACACCAUGUCAGACCUGCCGGAGAUCCGCAACGGAGCGUCUGCCCUGGAGAUCUCCUACAACGGAGAGCCCCAGUCCUGGUUCCAGAGGCAGAUCAGGGGCACUCAGUACCAGCCCAUCCUCAAAGACCACAUUUGCAAGGACCUGAGUGCCUUGGUAGCAGCCCGCAUGAGGCACAUCCCCCUGGCUCCUGGGUCUGACUGGAGAGACCUACCCAAUAUCGAGGUCCGGCUGAAGGACGGGACCACCACCAAGAAACUCCGCUACACGCACCCAGACAAAAAGAAUGGCCGCAGCUCCUCCGGAGCACUCAGGGGUGUUUGCACUUGUUCAGGAGGGAAGCCCUGUGACCCUGCUGACAGGCAGUUUAACACUUUGAUCCCCUGGUGUCUGCCCCACACGGGGAACCGCCAUAAUCACUGGGCUGGCCUCUACGGGAGACUGGAGUGGGAUGGUUUCUUCAGCACGACCGUCACUAACCCUGAGCCCAUGGGCAAACAGGGUCGUGUCUUGCAUCCAGAGCAGCACAGAGUGGUCAGUGUGAGGGAGUGUGCACGCUCUCAGGGCUUUCCAGAUACAUACCGCUUCUUUGGGAACAUCCUGGACAAACACAGACAGGUUGGCAAUGCUGUUCCUCCGCCACUCUCCAAAGCCAUUGGCCUAGAGAUCAAGAGGUGUGUCCUGGAGAGGAUUAAGGAGGAGAAUGAGAAUGAGAAGGAGAAAGAGAAUGGAACGCAGGAUGAGGACAUCAAGCAGGAGAAGAUGGAGGUGUCAGACUUGUAACUUGACCUAUUCCCAAUCCCCUCCCAGUGGGAAUGAUCGAUUUUUCCCUGGAAGUCCUGGAUCCCUCAGGAGCUUCUGAGUUUUAAACUCUCACUGAGUUUUAAUGAGAGCCAUUGGCUUCAGACAAAUGGAUUCUCUAUGGACCGAAUGUGCAGUACCAUUCCGUGAUUAUGAUUUUUUUAUUGUGAUUUUAACCGUGUAUUUGCAAAUAUCUGCUCGGAGAGUGGAAAUAAAUUGUAUGUAGUUUUUAUAUGUUGUAAUAUUUCAAAUAAAGCUAUCAUCAAAUGGCAGUUCCUUCUCCUUGGAA